CAUUAACAUCUCGUUGCUUGGAUAAUGAGGUAGUGGUAUCGCCAGCAGGGAUAUUUUAAUGUUAUGAUUGAGCUUUCUGUGGAUUGUGUUUCUUCACACCAACUGAUAUACACGUUUGACGACUGUGUUUUUACUAACGGAAUUGUAGAAGGUUGCAGAGAGUGUCCAUCAUCAUGCUGUUAAGGAUGAGACACCUUUACGUGUUUUUCCUGUCCCUGGUGAUUCUGUGGAUGGGGCUGGUGUGUAUAUUCCUCUCCUGGCCAAACAGCGAGGGGCGACGGAUUUGGCCUAGGAUCACAACAGGACAUACAUUGAGAGAGGCACGUGCGGUAAUACCGCCGGAUAUAACAAAGGAUGACGGGAAUGACAUGAAAACGAGACAGCGAUCGGAUGAGAAGGAUGUGUAUUUUUUGCAUCAACCCGAUCGUCCUGACGAAGUCGUUUCAGUCAAGAAGGGGUUUGCCAGUGUAGCGUUGAGAGGUGAUUGGCCACCCGAGCCCAUUCCAAAUGAACCCGACUUUGCUGUUGUGAGGAGUCUCUUCAACAUCACAAAUGCCGGGGAUGGCGGCCUGGGUUUCGGCAUAGACCCCCAAAAGUUGCCCCCGGAAGAACAGAAGAAAUACAACAACGCUCUUGAUGUCCAUGCCAUGAAUGAAUACGUCAGUAACCUGAUCGGCGUCAGACGGAGACUAAGAGACGUGAGAAUGGAGGGCUGUGCUGAGCGUUACUCCUCCGCCGGUCUCCCCCAGACCAGCAUCAUCAUCUGUUUCGUCAAUGAGGCGUGGUCAACGUUGCUAAGGCUGGUUCACAGUAUCCAUGACAACACGCCGCCGCACCUGGUGAAGGAGGUGAUCCUCGUCGACGAUGGCUCGUCAUGGGACUUUCUCGGCAGGCCGCUGGACGUGUACAUGGCGCGCUUCCCUAAAGUGCGGAUUGUUCGAGCCAAGUCUGGACUGGGCCUGAUGGUAGCCCGGAUGUAUGGGUACAAAUACACGACAGCGCCCACCAUCACGUUCUUGGACUCGCACUGCGAAUGUCUUCCAGGUUGGCUAGAGCCUCUGUUGAUGCCCCUGGUAGCCGACCCACGGGUGGUGACCACGCCCUCAAUAGACGCUAUAGACCAGAACAACUACGGGAUCACUGCUGGGCCGGAGGUGAUGGUUGGGGUGGUGGAGUUCCCGUCCCUGACGUUCAACUGGAGGAACCCUCCCCCCAGAGAGAGAAGACGGCGUACAAGCAAUAUUGAACCGAUCAGAAACCCAGCAAUGGCGGGGGGCCUCUUCUCCAUCACCCGGGAGUACUUCGAUCUUCUGGGAGGAUUUGACCCUGGGAUGAAGGUCUGGGGUGGGGAGAAUAUCGAGAUGUCUUUUAAGAUCUGGAUGUGCGGAGGUCGGAUUGAAACGCCAGUCUGUUCACGAGUUGGUCACGUGUUUCACAAACACGCUAGUUAUUCGAAGAUCCGCCAGGGUGCGCAAGAGGCCGGAGAAGCGAAUAACGCGCGUGUGGCGGAAGUGUGGAUGGACGACUACAAGAAGUACUAUUAUGAUGAAAAGAAGAAUGGACAAUUCUACAAACCAGGGGAUGUCUCUGAACGCCGCCGGUUGAGAGAAAGAAUCGGAUGUAAGCCCUUCUCCUGGUACAUCGAGAACGUGUACCCUGAAGUGGCUAUCCCAAGUGACGGUGUUUAUUCAGGGGAGCUUCGAAAUAUGGCCACGCCCAACAUGUGCCUGGACAUGAUGACCUCUGAGGAAGGGAAGCAACCCGCUAUGUAUUUGUGCCACGGUCAAGGUCAUGCUCAGAUGUUUGACAUGACUGAUCUGGGUGAAAUCGUGUCGUUAGGUUGCUGUCUGAGACACCGUGGCGGGAAUGUGUACGUAGCCAAGUGCACCUGGUCGUCGGAGUCCCAUAUAUGGGAGUACAAGGACAAGUUAAUAAGCCGACACAAUAAUUGUUUGACCGUGAAUGCGACGCAGCAUGUCGUGAUGGAGGAAUGCUCUGGAAAGAAGUCCCAGCAGUGGACGUGGAACUAUCACAGACCGCGGAGGAAGAAUGUGCUGAGGAUUGAAGAAAUGUGAAUAAGACAUGAUGUAUACAGAAUCAAUCCGCCGCGCAUUCGUGACCACUCGCCCCUUUCCGUAACCUGCUUGUCACGGAAUGACACGAGUUUGUCACCAUUGCCCUCUAUGGUGCAUACUUCAGUUGCCAGAGUUUAUUACAAAGCACCCAUCAACGUGAAUCCUGUCUCACACUCGUAUACCUGCCCUGCUUCUCAUAGUAUCAGUAUAUAACGAAUAGUAGAAUAGUGUCAUCACACGUGUCUCUUUUUGUUGUUGUUUAACGCCACACUCAAUGGCGGCGAUCUGUAAAUAAUCAAGUCUUGACCUGACAAUCCAGUCAUUGACUUCAUGAGCAUCGAUCCACGCAAUUUGGAUGCGAUGACAUGCAUCAACCAAGUCAGCGUGUCUGACCACCCGAUCCCGUUAGUCGCCUCUUAAUCAAUACGUGAUAAAGCGCCCGGUUCCAACUUAAAAUAAGAGGUAUCUAAUCUACAGUUUUUCUUAAUUUCAUAACACGGUAGGUUUAUCACCUAAUUCAUUCACGGCAUUACCCAUUGUAUUUUUAGAAAUAAAAAGUUAACUUUGAAAAGUCAACCUGACGCAGACGCCUGACUGAAGUCAGUUCAAAUGGCAAAAUCAAUCCGUUACGUCAUUUACACUGGGUUACGUGAUAUCAUGUUGUUUUCUGCAAUCUGGUUUGAGAGUUGCUAAACUGCACGUGCGUAAAUGUGAAUAUCAGAGAUGUCUGACAUUCGCCGGGACAUGUAUCUCUCUUCAUGAAAUAAUGUUCAUCUUACUGAAUGGCCUCACAAAGUUGAUAUUUUGAGUGGCGCAUAGAUUGUUGCAGGAGGCAAGGAAUCAACAAUGUACUGGUUAUGUUUGCACACGCACGCACGCACGCACGCACGCACGCACACACGCACGCACAAAUAUAUCGUUUAUCUCAUCGAGUUAACUGAUAAAGUGUGUCAAAUUGU
Haliotis rufescens (red abalone) is the source of this 3034-nucleotide messenger RNA. Its product is annotated as polypeptide N-acetylgalactosaminyltransferase 1-like. The transcript has 12 exons. Gene Ontology annotation, cellular component: Golgi apparatus. Bases 174 to 2075 code for a protein of 633 amino acids. The record is from RefSeq and is a predicted model, not a curated record. Lineage: Eukaryota; Metazoa; Mollusca; Gastropoda; Lepetellida; Haliotidae.